This is a messenger RNA of Chroicocephalus ridibundus (black-headed gull), 2194 nucleotides long. RefSeq names its product LIM homeobox 1 (gene LHX1). Gene Ontology annotation, biological process: neuron differentiation; regulation of transcription by RNA polymerase II. NCBI's taxonomy places the organism in Eukaryota, Metazoa, Chordata, Aves, Charadriiformes, Laridae. Gene Ontology annotation, cellular component: nucleus. The coding region runs from base 305 to 1528 and encodes 407 amino acids. Gene Ontology annotation, molecular function: zinc ion binding; DNA-binding transcription factor activity, RNA polymerase II-specific; RNA polymerase II transcription regulatory region sequence-specific DNA binding. The record is from RefSeq and is a predicted model, not a curated record. The transcript is spliced from 5 exons.
AGCGGCCGGGAUUCUGCGGUUGUGGCGAAGCGCUGGUCUCCUCGGGCAGUGGGUGGUUUCUCCUGCGUAUCCCUCCUAGGACACUCCAACGAAGAUUUUUCUUCCUCCCUUUCUUUUUCUCCUCCUUCACUUCUCGAAGGCUUUUAAAACAAACAAACAAAAAAGCAAACCUACGCCGGUGUUGUCGUCUUUAAAAAAACAAAACAAAACAAAACAAAAUUUUUGUUUUAUUUUUAAAUUAUUUUUUUUCUUGCUUGACAUCUGGGAAACCAAUACCCCCCACUCUCAGAAAUAACCAAAGACAAUGGUUCACUGUGCAGGCUGCAAAAGGCCAAUCUUGGACCGGUUUUUGUUGAAUGUACUGGACAGGGCUUGGCAUGUGAAGUGUGUUCAGUGCUGUGAAUGUAAAUGCAAUUUGACAGAGAAAUGCUUUUCGCGAGAAGGCAAGCUUUACUGCAAAAACGACUUCUUUCGGUGUUUCGGGACCAAGUGCGCGGGCUGUGCCCAGGGCAUCUCCCCCAGCGACCUGGUCCGCAGGGCGCGGAGCAAAGUGUUCCACUUGAACUGUUUUACGUGUAUGAUGUGUAACAAGCAACUCUCCACCGGCGAGGAGCUCUACAUCAUAGACGAAAACAAGUUUGUCUGCAAAGAAGAUUACCUAAAUAACAGCAAUACUGCCAAAGAAAACAGCCUGCAUUCAGCCACCACCGGCAGUGACCCCAGCCUGUCCCCCGACUCCCAAGACCCCUCCCAGGACGACGCCAAGGACUCGGAAAGCGCCAACGUGUCCGACAAGGAGACGGGCAGCAACGAAAACGACGACCAGAACCUGGGGGCCAAGCGGCGGGGCCCCCGCACCACCAUCAAAGCCAAACAGCUAGAGACUCUGAAAGCCGCCUUCGCGGCCACCCCCAAACCCACCCGGCACAUCAGGGAGCAGCUGGCGCAGGAGACCGGCCUCAACAUGCGGGUCAUCCAGGUCUGGUUCCAGAACCGGCGCUCCAAGGAACGACGGAUGAAGCAGCUGAGCGCGCUGGGCGCCCGCCGACAUGCCUUCUUCCGCAGCCCACGCAGGAUGCGGCCGCUGGUGGACCGGCUGGAGCCCGGGGAGCUCAUCCCCAAUGGGCCCUUCUCCUUCUACGGAGCAGAUUAUCAGAGCGAGUAUUACGGCCCUGGAAGCAAUUACGAUUUCUUCCCGCAAGGACCUCCUUCAUCUCAAGCUCAGACACCCGUGGAUCUCCCUUUCGUGCCCUCCUCGGGGCCGUCAGGCACUCCCUUGGGGGCCAUGGAUCACCCCCUGCCCGGACAUCACCCCUCCAGUGAGGCUCAGCGCUUCACUGACAUCAUGUCGCAUCCCCCUGGAGAUUCGCCCAGCCCCGAACCCAACCUUCCCGGGUCCUUGCACUCCAUGUCCGCGGAAGUUUUUGGCCCCAGUCCUCCAUUUUCUUCGAUAUCCGUCAACGGUGGUGCUAACUAUGGCAAUCACUUGUCACAUCCACCAGAAAUGAAUGAAGCGGCUGUGUGGUAGCUUUAAAACAAACUGGGUCUAAGUAAGUGAUGAUCAUCUAGUCUGCUUAUUGUUAUGGUGUACAGAAAUGAAUAAAUAUAACAUCUCUCCUGCCCUAAGACAAUAAUACCUUGGGAACGAACUGAAUCCAAAUCGCUCCAAGGCAAGCUUUGCUCUAGACCAGGACAAUCUUCAUGUUAUGGUUGUAUCAAACAAGCAAGGGGACUUUUUUGUACCAUUGACAAAGAAACUGGUGAAGCUGUACAGUAACGUGCUGCCAUACCGUAGGAUGGCGUUAAGUUUGAUUACCCUGUUGGAUGUCAUCCUAAGAGCCACAAUCCUUAGAAACUUCUUGUUAAAAAAAAAACAAAAACAAAAUUUAAUUGAAUGAAGGAAAGGUCAAAGAAAAGGGGGAAAAAAAGCUUCAAGAACUCUAGCGUUCCCGGUUAAGGAUGGUUCUGGCAUUAUGAAUUUGUUUGUUAAUUUUUGUCUCUCAGAAAGUUCAACAACAAGAAACUCUUUUUAGCAUCAGCCAUUUCAGCCUGCUGACUAUCAGGUGGGACAACUUUCUUUUUCCUUUCUUUUUGUUUUGUUUUUUUUUUUUUUUUUCAAAAUAGCAAAUACUAAAUGUUAAGCCCUCAGCACCAACUCUUCUACCUUCACAAAGCUACACGUACAAAACCUCCU